AUGUCUUUAUCCGCCACCUCUCCACCCACACCACCACCUUUGGCUAAUGAAGAUAGAGGGUCAUUUGUAACAGCGAUAUUUUGGGUCGAGACUGGAAUCGCCAUUCUGUUCGUUUGUGGACGUUUCUACGCAAGAACGCUCAUCGGGGCGCUUGGCCUUGACGACUGGUCUAUGCUUCUAACUGUGGUAAGCCAGUUGAUUGUUCCUAGUCUGAUUAUAACGCAAAAUGAAUCGGCGCAACAGACCCUCCUCAUCGCUACAAGCGGUGUGGUGACCAGCACGUCUAACCUUGGAGGCUUUCGACACUCUGCUUAUGUGCCGCCGGAGAACGCCACCCAAGUGAUUUUGAACACCUACAUCCUUCAAACAUUGACAACUUUUGCCUUCGGGACCAGCAAAUUCUCUAUAGGAUACAUGAUUCUACGACUGUUAUCGACCGGCUCCGUCAAGCGUAGACGGUUUAUCUGGGGACUGAUAAUAUUUGCCUGCAUCUAUAAUUGGGGAGAAGCCCUCUCAAUAUGGUUUCAGUGCAUGCCUACAAGGGCGCUGUGGGAUUUCACCAUCGCAGGGACUUGUUGGAGUCUUGAAGCAAAGUUAAUCAACAUAUACGUUGGCGGUACCUGGAAUAUCGUCAUUGAUUUCAUUCUUGCUCUGUUUCCUGCUACAUUUAUCUGGAAGCUGAAAAUGGCCCUGGGUCAACGAGUGUCUCUUUCUGUUCUUCUGGGUCUCAGUCUUCUAGCUGGCAUGUGCGGUAUCGCCAAGCUCACCUACGUACACUUGCUUAGGGACCUCUCCGACGUGACAUGGAAUAACAUUCCACUGGAGCUUUGGACAGGCUCAGAAGUUUUCGUGAUAAUUAUAUGUGGCAGCGUGCCGCCCUUGAAAGUCAUCUGGGAUCAGCUUGUCAAGAAGAUACGCCAGAUACGCCAUGUCCCAAUGAGUCCCGACACCUAUACGCGUGCAGAAAAUGGUUAUAUUGAGAUGUCGGGCAAGCAUAGGAAUGAAGCCAGUCCGUUGAGCUCUACUACAGAGGAUGGUGGAUCAAGAUGGAUGACUGCGACAACGGAAAUUCAGAUCACCAACGAGAGUGGGUAA
Molecule: messenger RNA, 1095 nt
Organism: Letharia columbiana
Lineage: Eukaryota; Fungi; Ascomycota; Lecanoromycetes; Lecanorales; Parmeliaceae
Exons: 4
Coding region: 1-1095 (364 amino acids)
Source: RefSeq, a predicted model, not a curated record